Messenger RNA from Paramecium pentaurelia, 1110 nucleotides. NCBI's taxonomy places the organism in Eukaryota, Ciliophora, Oligohymenophorea, Peniculida, Parameciidae. The record is from the annotation of a GenBank genome assembly.
AUGUCUAAAACAUUUCAUUUUGUACUCUUCAUAGUUAUGACUUUGGGAGCUGAAUGGUAAACAGGUUUAGAUUAUGUGAUCAAAAACUAACCUUAAUUAACACUCACUAGUAAUUAUCCAAUUCAUACACAAAUUGAAAUCAUAUUUGAUAAGCAAUUCUCAGAGUAUGUAUCUCUCUUAAAAGAGUGCCUGAAGUAUUGCUCAUGUUUGAAUAAGUAACUUUCGAAUCAAUGUUGGAUGUUGACAUAAAUCUUUCAUUAGGACAAGUGACCAAAUCUGGUAGAAUAUUUAAGCUCUCCAUUUUUAGGUUUUGAAUUAAGAUAUCGUUUAGGAGGACCUGCAAGAGUCUAAUAACUUAAAGUUAGAUGGGUAGCAUUUGUAGAUAAAAAUGUAUAACUUACCUAUCGUGAAUUCAAUUUCAUGUAAUUAAGGGAACUUCGUCAAGGUAUUAUAAUACUACAUUAAUAACAAGGUUUUGGUGUGAGAGAAGAUACAUUUACUCAUCCUAUUAAUGCUAACAUAUAAUCUCCUAAAGUUAGUGCUUUUCUUGUGGGAUUCAAAAUUAAUCCAGAAAACGGACCAUAUGCAUUAUAAAUACAUUGUGUUUUGGAUUCAGAAAUGCAAAAUGUCAAUUUAAAUCUUAAAACUAAAGAUACUACUCAUGUAAGAUAUGUUAAAGUUGCUUUGAUUCUUGUUGGAACAGGAUCAAAAGCCAUAACCAAAUAAGGUGGUAUAGAUUCAAGAGGUUUCAAUUACUUUGAAGUAAUUAUAUUAUUGAUUCUUAAAAGGAAUAAAGCACUACUGGAAUAAGAAGAAUUGAUUAUAAAUAAGUUGUUCCUGAUACUUUCUUAACAGCACCUUAAGACAAUAUUCUAAGUUAAGGACUGAGAGGUUUUGAGGCAAAUAGUACUGAAAGCGAAAUUAUUUCAAUGAGUUUAGAGAAGUAUCAUGUAUACGAUGAGAAUUAUGAGAUGAACUUUGGCCCAUGUAUGGAGUACUUUUCUAUUAAGAGUGAAUGGCACUCUGAUCUACAGUCUAGAUUUUUCCAUAUUGUUGCACGAACCAACCAAAAUAGAGAAAAUGACAAUGAGUCAUCUACGUAGAAGAUGA